CGAGCCCAUCCUUGGGGCCGUGGCAGGAGGUGCAGAUCCUUCUGGUGGUCCUCAGCCAAUUUGGACCGUUGGUGUGGAAGCUUGGAGGGUGUUUUUUGGGGUUGAAGCUCCCCCGGUCUCAGCAGCGGUUGGUGUGCCCGAGCUGGGUUUGUUUGUUUUUGUUCCUGCAAUCAUUCCCCUUAAAGCUGAGUGUUGUUGACACAAGAUAAGAUCGGCCGUCACAGCCAUUCCCUCCUCUGGCGCUGUUGCCCUGGAACCGCUCAGACUCAGAUUGGGAGUGGCCGUCCUGGUGUUCCCGUGUCCCCACCCCGAGUCGCUGACAGGGCUCUAAAGCGGCAUCAGUGAUGAUGUGAUACGGGACUUAACUGCGAGUGAGCCCAGUCAUCGCCUGAGCCCGACUUAACUGCGAGUGAGCCCAGUCAUCGCCUGAGCCCGACUUAACUGCGAGUGAGCCCAGUCAUCGCCUGAGCCCGACUUAACUGCGAGUGAGCCCAGUCAUCGCCUGAGCCUGGCGGGUGCUCGGGUGCUUGCUGCGUUGAGGAAUGCCAGCAGUCUUAUGGAAAACAAGGAAUGCCAGUGAUGCCAUGGAAAAUGAGGAAUCCCAUGGAAAAAGAGGAAUGGCAGCGAUCCCAUGGAAAACGUGCUUCAGGAAAGGAUCCAAACCCACGUGGUUUUGCUUCAGCCGUGGGCAGUGGUGAUUUGCUUCCUGACCUGAGGGAUGGGAAAACCUUGACAUCGACAGUGGGCUGGAGCAGGGCCCGUUCCUCCAUCCUGGGAUGCAACAGUCCCCACUGGAGAUGGAGCUGAGUCAUUUUUGGAUGCUGUUCCCUCUGGAACAGUAACACAGGGAAUGUGUCAUUUUUUCUGCUUGUCUGGCAUGUUUAAAGAACAUCAAAGAACAAAAAACAGUCCUAAAGGGUUCCAGCCCCAUGUGGAGGGCUCCUGUGUCUUGCUCACGAAUGGCUGCAGUGAUGAAGGGAUGGUGAGAGGAGACAAGCCUGGCCAUAAUGCCAAUGAGUGGAUGGACAGCAGGAGCUCAUGGACCAAAUUUGCUGGAAGCAGCUGGCUCAGUGUAGCUGAAGGCUAUGAGGUCUCACGUUGCUCCAAUGCUGGACGUGCAGCUGGAUCAGGCUGUGGAAAAAGCAGAGAGAUCAAGAAACAGGAGGAGCAGCAAGGGCAGGGUGGUGGGAAGCCUAGGCAGGGAUGUCCUGCUUUUUCUGCUGCAUCUUCAGGACAGUGAGUGUGAGGAGCAAGAAGGAAUGACUUCUCCAGGCUUAUUUUGGCUUUAGUUUUGUUUUUUGGAUGGGUUUGCAGGACACCAAGACUGCUGAAGAACUUGGAUUCUCCUGGCUCAGAGGGGGAAAAGGAUCUUUGCACAGGAUAAUCCUAGAGGCCCAUCCCAGUGUUUGAGGGACAGCAUGCCUAGCCAGGUCCUUUAUGUGCUGUCUCCAUGGAGGCAGGGGAUAGAGAUCCAUGUGGCAGCACAGCCACAAGGGUUAUUGAUGUAUUGGAAACCAUGAAAGCCCCUGAGAAUGGUCACAAAGGAAUUGGGACUUCUCUAGAAAGGUGGUGGGAUUGAUAACCCAACUGAAGUGCACCUGCACCAACACCCACAGUGUGGUCACCAGCAGGAGAAGGAUCUGGAAGCCACUGUGCAUCAGGAAAGCUGUGACACUGUGGUUGCCAGCAGAGAGUCAUGUGGGAUGACUCAAACAAAUGGAUUGCUGCAAUGGAUGGGGGUAACUUUCCAUGAUUUACCAGCAGCCCUGGCUAACUGGGAGGUCCCAGCUGACUGGAAGUGAGCAGAUGUGUCACACAGCUACAGGAAGGGCAGGAAGGAGGAUUUUGGGAACUACAGGGCUGUCAGUCAGGUGACAGGAGCAGAUCACCCAAAGUGCCUUCACGCAGCACCCACAGGGCAAUCAGAGGAUCUGGAGCAGCCAGUGUGAGUUUGUGACAUGCAGGUCCUGCCUGACCAACCUGAUCUCCUUCUGUGACAGGGUGACCUGUUUUGCCAGGUGAAAGAGAGGCCAUGGGUGUGUCUUUCUGGACUUUGGCAAGGCCUUUGACACCACGUUUUCGUGGCAGGGGCUGAAGUCACCGUCCCUGGAGGGAUUUAAAAGCCAUGAGGAUGUGGCACUUGGGGACAUGGGUUAGUGAAGGCCUUGGCAGUGCUGGGUUAGCCUUAGAGGGCUUUUCCAACCUAAACGAUUCCAUGAUUCUGUGAUUUUAUUAUCCCCUCAGAGGAUUAAUCCCACCACUAAUGCAGCUUUUCAGUCGCAAAGCGCUUUAGAGGAAGUUGUGCCAGGAGAGUGCUUGGAGAGAGAAACUGAAAGUGCUGAGCAGGAGGCAGCUGCCCUCCUGAUUCCAGCCUCUCCCAGCCUGUGCAGUAGGAGUGGGCUUCCCAGCCUCUUGGUUUAUGGGAGUAUUUCGGGGAAAACACAAGAGCUCCGUGGCCGUGCAGCUUCCCAGGUGUGAAACCUGAGCAUUUCAGCUCUCCCAUUGGUCCUCUGAAAUCCAGGAGGAGCUCUGCAGCAUCCCUGGUACCAAACCACGGUAGCUGUUCAAGCAGAUACGUUGGGUUUGCGUGGCUUGGCUGCGUUGCGGCGCCCGUGCAGCCUACCCAUGAGCUCAGACUUCCAGCAUUACAGUUUCAGGAUGCCGAACAUCGGGUUCCAGAACCUUCCUCUUAACAUAUACAUUGUGGUUUUCGGCACAGCCAUCUUCGUCUUCAUCCUCAGUUUGCUCUUCUGUUGCUACUUGAUCAGGCUCAGGCAUCAGGCACACAAAGAGCUUUACGCCUACAAACAGGUCAUACUCAAGGAGAAGGUGAAGGAGCUGAACCUUCAUGAGAUCUGUGCCGUGUGCCUGGAGGAGUUCAAGCCCAAGGACGAGCUGGGGAUCUGUCCCUGCAAACAUGCCUUCCACAGGAAGUGCCUCAUCAAGUGGCUGGAGGUGCGGAAGGUGUGUCCCCUGUGUAACAUGCCGGUGCUGCAGCUGGCGCAGCUGCACGGGAAGCCGGACCCGGGCCCUCCGCAGGUGCCGCUGCCCGGCUCGCAGAACAUCGUAUAGAACAUCCCUCCCGGGCCGGGCCCGGCCCGCGCCCGCCCGCGGCGCUCGGACUCAACCAAAGCACUUCGGCCGCAGCUGAGCGGCCCCGAAUCCCGCCGGGAUGAAGCCUGGACUCGGAUCCUCCGCCAGGGCCAGGAGGGGACUCGGCGUCCUCGGCACGACAUCCUUCUUCCAGCACCUCCCUUCUCCAGCCUCGCGGCCGCCGGGAAGCGGCGCGGUGGCACCGGCGAGCUCCGGGAGCGGCGCCGCGGCCCCCGAGCUCCGGCACCUGCUGCCCCCGAGCGCGGGGCGGGCCCCGAGCGUCGCGGCCGGUUCUGCUCCCUCCUCUUCGCCUUCGGUUCCUUUGCCUUUGCGGCUCCCAGCAGGAAAGGGGGUCUCGCCCCCGGAGUCGGGUGUCCCCUCGGCACCCGCUGUCACCCCCGGUGGUGGCUGGGCGGGGUCUCUUGGGUUUGGAUUUCCCCCCACCCUCUCGAGGGUGGCUGCCCCUCUUCCUCGGCUACCUCAGGGGCCUGGAGCUCCUGUAAGGGGCACCAUCCUGGCCUCAGCAGCAGCGAGAGCCAUGGCGUGGGGGGCAGCAGCAGUCCCGGCCUUUGGGAUCAUCCCGGCAUUUCCAGCCGGGCUCUCUGGGCAGCGGUUCCCCUUGCCAAAACACCCAAACCCCUCAUCAGCGCCUGGGGGGAGCUGGGCCACCCCCGGCCUCUCGGAGCACGGGUUUUGGGUGUCCCCUGCCAUCCUCAGCAGUCGCAUUCCCGGGUUGGGGGAGGGGGGUGUCAGUAUUACGGCAGCGGCUUUCCCGGAGGCAGGGCUGGGGAAAAAAAUCCCCUCCCCUCCCAAAAAAAUCCGGGACUGUUUAUGGAGCGUGGAGCCUCAUAGACGUGUUUGUACACUACAAAUUCUGCAGCAGAAUAUUUUUUAAAACAUUCGCUGGUUUUGGUUUUUUUUGGUUUUGGUUUUUUUUUUGUUUUCCUCUGUUUGUUUGGUUUUUUUGUAAGCUCUAUUUUUGUAUAUUUAAUUGCUAUUUGAAAAUUCUAAUAAUGCGUCUUUUUUGCUAAUCACACUCUUCUUAAAGAAAAACCAGGAAAGAAAAAAAAAAAACAAAAACAACCAAGAGUUUGCAUGUGAUUUGACUUGAAAUGUAAAUAAAAGCAGGUUUUGGAAGCGG
Molecule: messenger RNA, 4234 nt
Organism: Serinus canaria (Common canary)
Lineage: Eukaryota; Metazoa; Chordata; Aves; Passeriformes; Fringillidae
Gene: RNF24
Product: ring finger protein 24
Exons: 7
Coding region: 2626-3072 (148 amino acids)
Cellular component (GO): endomembrane system
Molecular function (GO): ubiquitin protein ligase activity; zinc ion binding
Source: RefSeq, a predicted model, not a curated record